This is a messenger RNA of Pomacea canaliculata, 2159 nucleotides long. Its product is annotated as sodium/glucose cotransporter 4-like. Gene Ontology annotation, molecular function: D-glucose:sodium symporter activity. Bases 893 to 1915 code for a protein of 340 amino acids. Gene Ontology annotation, cellular component: plasma membrane. NCBI's taxonomy places the organism in Eukaryota, Metazoa, Mollusca, Gastropoda, Architaenioglossa, Ampullariidae. Gene Ontology annotation, biological process: transmembrane transport. The record is from RefSeq and is a predicted model, not a curated record. The transcript has 6 exons.
UCUUGUUUAUGUUCUUGUUCUUCUUCUUGUACUUCUUCUUGUUCUUGUUCCUGAUGUUCUUCUUCCCACCAGCUUGCGGUCUAGUAAGCGAAAGUGAGGCCGAGUACAAAUGAAGUAGGCGACCUUUAACCUCCAUCGUUGUUGCUGAUCCUGCUGGUCGUGUGCAUCUGAAGAGGAUCUUAUUCCAUUCCAGGGAGACAGGUCCGCUAAUCACUGGGACAGGUUUCACAAACUCGAGCAAGAAAGAAUUAAAAAAAAAAAAAAUCAAUGAGCAUCGUUCGAUGCAACGAUCACGAAACUCUUGACAAAGGGCGAAGCCUCACUCUGUCUGUCCUGUUGAUGAGAUUACUGGAUGGAGCAGCUGCCUCAGUGGGUCCGUGCAACCACUCCUUAUCGCUCGGCUAAUUAUCGCACUACUAGGGCGCGGGCUUCUGUAUCUCGGUUCCGGAAGCAGCCUGUUCUUCAAAGAAGAUUCUUUCAAAGGGGAGACAAUCUCUCAACAAAACGCCCGCGCAGCAAGGAUUACGGAACCUGAUAGAAACUAAGGCGAUGGCGCUCAAUCUUGCAAGACGUGUGUGUGGAUGAGAAACAAGAGUGCGGACAGGAUGUGGAGAUAAGCUUGUUGAAAUUAUAGCUUCAGGACUGAGUGAGCCGUGUGGAAAUAAUGUGAGAAGAAUGAUCACAGGAGAAAAAUGAGGGUGGGGGAGAGAAAGCAGCAUGUGUGCGAGAGAGAGAGAUAAAGAGAAAAAGUUGAAGAAGACAGCCACUUGAAUCUGUAAUUAAUCGUCCGUUAGGGAACAAAUAAACGGUUUGCACAUUUAAGUACCUUUCCCAUUUCUUCAUAAAUUCAUCAAUGGAAACCCUUCACACAGUUUCCCCGUAGAACCUAUUUAUGUCUGACACUAAACAAUCAUGCUGCUCUACAGACGAGGUGGGCUGCGUGGACCCGGAUCAGUGCAGGAUGGUCUGUGAAAAUCCUGCAGGAUGCACCAACAUCGCCUAUCCAAAGCUGGUCAUCGAGCUGAUGCCCACAGGUCUCAAAGGUGUCAUGCUGGCAGCCAUGAUGGCGGCCCUGAUGUCCUCGCUGACGUCAGUCUUCAACAGCUCAGCGACCAUCUUCACCAUCGACAUCUGGAAGCGCUUCCGGAUCGCGGCCACAGAAACUGAAAUGCUUGUUGUGGGCAGAGUCUUCGUCCUGAUCCUCAUCGGCCUCAGCAUCGUCUGGGUUCCAGUGCUGCAAGCCUCACAAGGAGGACAGCUCUUCAACUACAUCCAGGCUGUAACUGGAUACUUUGCUCCUCCCAUCCUGGCUCUGUUUCUGUUAGCCAUUCUAUGGGAGAGAACAAACGAACAGGGCGCCUUCUGGGGUCUGAUGGUGGGGCUGGUGAUAGGGAUCGUGCGGAUGGCUCUCGACUUUGGCUACGGGUCUCCCGACUGUGGGGAGGAGGACACGCGGCCGGUCAUCAUUCGUCGCCUCCACUUUCUUCACUUCACCAUCCUCCUCUUUGUCGUGUCUUUCGUGGCCACUGUGGUCAUCACUGUGCUGACCCCGCCCAUCAAGAAAUCACAUUUGAUCCGCUUGACCUGGUGGACACGCCACAGUGAGGAAGAACGAGAAGAGUUUCCCGAAGAAAAGGCCAGACACGAAAAGGUCAAGGCCAAGAUAGCGGCUAAGGUGGAUGAGGAGGAAUUUAAAGUUUCAGACACUAGAACAUUGCCCGCUUGGCGGCGCUUCCUGUACGCGUUCUGCGGCUACGAGCAGCCAAAAGACGUGGACAUGUCGCAGGAGGAAGAGAGUGCUCACAAGAAACUGCUGACGUCAGUGAGGGAAGACAGAAGGUGGAAAUGGUUCGUCAACAUAAAUGCCUUGAUACUGAUCACUUUCGGUGGUUUCUUAUGGGGAUUUUUUGGAUGAACAAAUUACUGCUGGUCAACAAUGUCAUCUCUCCACUCGUCCAUCUUACUGUCCGAGAUACGGGUGUGGGUGGAACACGAAGUGUGUUCGGGUUUUGAGGACGAGUAUCUUGCAGCUUGAUACGUUUGUGCAUGUGUAUAUAUAAAGCUAUUUAAACGGAGUUCUCUGUGUUCGAUGUGUAUUGAAGUUUUGUUUCAAAUCAUGCGUUCAUGUUUAUAUUACAGCAUACCAAUUCCAUAUAUUU